CGUCGGGUGAAGGAGGAGGCGGAGGAGGAGGAGGAGGAGGAAGAAGAAGAAGAGGAGUGCGAAUUCCUCUGAUGCACGCGUGUCGCACGUACACCGCCUCGCUGUCUCUCAGUCUGUCCGUCUGUCCGUCUAUCCGUCCGUCUGUCUUUCGCAAACCACAUCCACCGUCCUACAUACCGGCCAGUGCAGCGGACUCGUGCAACAUCCCACACCCACCCAGCAACCAGCCAUCCGGGACGAGUCGCACGUCCUCGUUCACGUUUACGAAGAUUCGUGGAGUCGGCCGGUGUGUCCAAGUCCCACUCGAAGUCUUGCUCGCUCGACUCAACUCACUUGCUUGGCGUCCCAUCCGGCGCGCCCUUCCUCGAAACCGCCUUAUUGGCCCUUCCGCCGUCCAAUAACCUCCACGAGUUCAAGGACCUGGAUCGCGACAACGUCACUGGCUAUUACGACCUAUUAAAUCUUCUUCCAUUGCCAUACCAGCACGCGACGCGCCAGCUACACGAGAGCACCUCCCAGACUGUACAGCAACGCUUUGGAGGGAGACCCGCGACACCAUACACGCAGCACACACACCACCGCGCGCGGUCGGAAUCCGCACUGAGCGAGAGAGAGUGAGACGCGGCUCGACCAUCGAUAGCCGCCAGCGCACUGCUGUCGCGAACGUGUCGACAUGCAGUACGGGGGAGUUCCACCGCAGCAGCAGCCUCCUGCGGCCGCACCUAAGAGGUACGAUGGCAAGAAUGGUGCACCACUGUACGAUGCGUCACACGGCGGACACUAUGGCGCCAGUGCUGCGAUUGCAGCUCAAGGGCAUCCGCCCCCUCCAGAGACAUUCACAGGACACUGGCAGAAUGUCUCGCAAGGACUAUCAGGACCCUACCGAGACAUCCUCAACACGUACUGGCAGAAUCAAGUAACCAAGCUCGAAACCGAGGAACAUGAUUACAAGCUACAUCAACUUCCAUUGGCGCGUAUUAAGAAGGUCAUGAAGGCAGAUCCAGAAGUCAAGAUGAUCAGUGCAGAAGCUCCGAUACUCUUCGCCAAAGGCUGCGAUAUCUUCAUUACCGAGCUCACCAUGCGAGCCUGGAUACACGCCGAGGAGAACAAGCGACGAACUCUGCAACGUAGUGACAUAGCAUCCGCGCUGGCCAAGAGCGACAUGUUUGACUUCCUCAUCGAUAUCGUUCCUCGCGAAGAUCAAACACCGUCACACAAGAGGCGUCCAGAAUACAAUCAACCUGUCAGCUACCAGGACCCUUCGCAAGUGCAGGCUCCUGGCCAAGCUAUCGAGCAGCAGCAACAACAGCAACAAUUGGGCGGCCAGCCAGACUUUGGCGGCGUGGAUCAACAGCACAUGUCGCAGCAGCCUCAGUAUCAGCAACAAAUGGGCGCAUAUCCACCGCCUCAGCAACAAGCACAGUACGGAGGACCAGGCAUGUUUGAUCCGAACAUGUAUGGCGGACAGCCCCAGGCAUAUCCCAUGGGACAGAUGCCAGGCAUGUCUCAGCAGGGGAUGUAUCCUCCUCCUCCGCAGCAACAGCCGCACCCACAGAUGGCGCAGCAGUAUCAGGCCAGCCAACAAGGCGGCACUGAGCAAGACGCAGAUGGAGAGCAGGACUUUGGUGGUACCAACGGCUAGAAGCUGCCCAUUUCACCGCACCUCGACGAGGCAACAUGUGAAGAUGUACUUUUGCAUUCCCCCGUUCGGUUUGACGACCAGCUACUGGUGUGUCUAGGAGGGGGGGAGGGAGGCUUGCAGAGGGUAGACUGGCGGAGGGAGACUGGCGGAGGGGGCACAUAUUCCGUCCACAGACAGCAUGCUCAUAUCGAGUUGCACGUGCAAAGCGGUUGCGAUUGAAUGAUUCUUGUAACGACUUUUUGGUAAAUAGCCUUGACAUGACGGAAACGACACGAUACCGCACUGAGCCGUGGUUCCGAGAUUCGCCGUUCACACUGCGUGAAUAGGUAAUGAAGUGU
Messenger RNA from Sphaerulina musiva SO2202, 1980 nucleotides. RefSeq names its product histone-fold-containing protein. Gene Ontology annotation, biological process: regulation of DNA-templated transcription. The record is from RefSeq and is a predicted model, not a curated record. Gene Ontology annotation, cellular component: nucleus; CCAAT-binding factor complex. Bases 674 to 1642 code for a protein of 322 amino acids. Lineage: Eukaryota; Fungi; Ascomycota; Dothideomycetes; Mycosphaerellales; Mycosphaerellaceae. The transcript has 4 exons. Gene Ontology annotation, molecular function: DNA binding; protein heterodimerization activity; DNA-binding transcription activator activity, RNA polymerase II-specific.